AAAUCCCACUUUUGGUUGUUUGAUAUCAAGGAGAGCAGCAAGCAGAAGGCUUUCAGGUGGUUACCAUAGCAACUCGUACGAUUGUUAUUUCUGUUCGCAUAUCGGUCGCCAUUACCUCCAAACCGUUCUUAGCUAUUCGUCGCUUCACCAUGUUCUGGGGAUUUUCGGAGGCUCUUAAUUUCGUCGAGGAAUAUCAAAAACACCUACCAAAGGAUGGAGAAUUACCGGCAUCGUUGAAUAUAUUGCUAUUUGGCAGCGGUGAUCCACGGCACGUGUUGGCGACGGCAUCGAAGCUCUUCCAGAACCCACAGCUUACUGUGCACCUUUACCUCGUCGAAGGCUGCAUCGAACUGAUCGCCCGGCAUAUGCUGCUCGUAGCGGUGGCCUUUGAAAAUCCAACGCAACUGUCCGUGAGAGGAAAAACGGACCUCUUCCUGGAUCUGUUCGGUAAUACACUGAUCCGUCCGUUUAGCAGUGCAUAUUUGAACAGUAAGGCCCGCGUGCUGACCAACAUCGUGACCGAUCCGGACUAUGCGGAACGGUAUGCACCGAUCUUCGACCUGGAAGCACUCAAGUACAAGGAGCGUGAUCAGCUGGAAAACGUUUUCCAUUUCUGGCAAAACGACGAAAAGCAUGUUUUCAACAUCGCCCGCUACUGGGAUGAUCGUUUGCGGGCGCAGCUAGGCGAACGUUAUGACCACCGGGAUGGUGCCUUCGAUUGGGAUCUGCAGAUGCGCCUUCGUGAGAACGGUGCCAAGCAGAUUUGCCCUCAGGAGUACAAACAUUGGCGUAAAACCGGCGUAGCGUUCGUGUUUCCUGAGUACGAACAGAGUGAUCCCAAUCGAACGUUCACGGUUGGUUUGGUGCGCAACGGUAGCACGUAUCAGCAUCGUGGCUCCGUGGGAGAUAAUACAACUGGACCGUACAUCUCGUUUGGCCAACGAUGCCCCGAAGAACGUUUAAUGCGCUCGAAGCACGGAGUAAACGAUUUCCGCUCGACGGACAUUACGGAGCGUAAUGUGCAUCAAAUUGUGUACGAGCUAGAGGCCCGGGAACCGUAUCAUUUCGAUCCGCGAGACAUUCAUCAGUUUGGUGCUCAUCAGUUGGACAUGGGCAAGGCUCUGAAUGCGCAUGAUACGCGUGUGGAACAACCACGUGCUGUGCGGUACGAGGAAAGCCCGUUGCUCGAAUGUACCAACUUCAAGCUACACUUUCUCUCCGUCGAAGAUGUGCUGCACCUGCAGGAGGGUUCCCGGUUCCGCAACCAUUUCGAUGCCGUCUUUGUAGCCUACAACUAUUUCUCGUUUCUGAAGGAUGGUUUCGCGCGCACUUGGAACGAUGAGGGCUGCUUGCUAUGCCUCGAAACACGGCAGCUGACCACGUCCAGCAAGGAGGAAAUCACUGCACACACGGAAUCGAUUAAAACGUGGGCCAAACGGAACUCGCUGCAACCGAUAACGAACUUUGCGAUCAACAAGCCACAUUCGACACUGCGCUACAAGCACCAACAAUCAGCAACAGGCGCAAUGGAAGAGUGUAUUUAAGUGUAAUUAUGGUACAUUUGAAAUCAAACAAAGAGGAGGAAUAAAGCGCUUCUUACGCCACGACCUACGAAGUGGCGAUCUCUUUCAAUGGGCCCUCGAGAUAGCUGGCCAGAGCUUGUGCCUUCUGCUUGAGUAUUCCCAGUCCCACGGUGUCGCGCGCGUAGAGGCAAA
Molecule: messenger RNA, 1715 nt
Organism: Anopheles aquasalis
Lineage: Eukaryota; Metazoa; Arthropoda; Insecta; Diptera; Culicidae
Gene: Dnaaf3
Product: Dynein axonemal assembly factor 3
Biological process (GO): motile cilium assembly; axonemal dynein complex assembly
Source: RefSeq, a predicted model, not a curated record